AUGACCUAUAAGGCAGGGGAAGAGUUCUGGGGAGAUGAAGACUGCCAGAGUCAUUGCAAGUGUGAUGCCAAAUUAGGCAAGGCUGUAUGCCAAAAGUCUUCUUGCAAGGGCAAGACAAAAUGCAGCAUGGUCAAUGGUGUCCGGGGAUGCCAUGCUGUCAGUUACAAGACCUGCAUAGGAACCGGAGACCCUCACUAUACAACCUUCGAUGGGAAGAAAUACGAUUUCAUGGGAACCUGCAUUUACCAAAUGGCUGGGCUCUGCUCCCAGGAUCCUUCUCUGACCCCAUUUUUGGUCACCGUGGAGAAUAACCACCGAGGCAACAAGGCAGUGUCCUUCACUAAAGUGGUGACCCUGGAAAUCUACAACUUUACCAUCAGUAUGAGCCAAGAGUUUCCCAAAAAGAUCCAGGUCAAUGGCAUCUUUGUGGAACUGCCCUUUUCCUAUGAAAAUAAACUGAGCAUCUAUCAGAGUGGAGUUCACGGCUUCAUCAAGACUGACUUUGAUCUGCGUGUCAGCUUUGACUGGUACAGCUAUGCCAGGGUCAUCGUUCCCGACUCUUACGCCAAUGCACUCUGUGGCCUUUGUGGUAAUGCCAAUGAAGAUCAAACUGAUGACUUUCUCAUGAAAGAUGGAACCCAAGCAGAGGAUGAAAUUCAAUUUGCAAACAGCUGGAAGGUGGAAGAUAUUCCUGGCUGCUCUUCUGGAUGCACCAAAAAUUGCCCAGUGUGCAGUGAUGCUGAUAAACAAACCUACCAAGGUCCAUCCUACUGUGGGAUUCUUACAAGAAAGAGUGGGCCUUUCAGGCAAUGCCAUGAUGCCAUUGAUCCUCAGUCUUAUCUUGAUGAUUGUGUCUAUGAUACCUGCGCAUAUCAAGGUCACCAUGAGGCCCUCUGUAUUGCCAUCAGCUCCUACGUGACAGCAUGUCAAGCUCAAGGUAUGACUUGCCCACCUAACACCCACUAUGAGCUCUGUGGUAGUGGUUGUCCAGCCACAUGCAAGAGCCUCAUCUCACCGCAGAAGUGUGAUGUUCCAUGCCUGGAAGGAUGUUUUUGUGACUCUGGAUCUAUCCGCAGUGGGGAUCAGUGUGUUUCAAAUGCAAACUGUGGCUGUUUUGACCAAGGCCGAUACUACGAACUGGGAGAAGAGUUUUAUCCCACCACUUCCUGUGAGAAAAAGUGCAUCUGCAAGGAUAACGCAACCAUAGAAUGUCAAAAGUUCUCUUGUGGAGAAUAUGAGGUUUGCAAGAUUGUAAAAGGCGUUCAAGGCUGCCACCCCAUAGGCUAUGGAAAGGCCAUUGUAUUGGGGGAACCUCAUUUCAUUUCCUUUGAUGGAAGGCAUUUUGAACACUACGGCUCCUGUACUUACACCAUAGCUCAAGUCUGCCAGCACAAUCCUCAGCUCCAGAAUUUCACUCUGUGGGUAGAGAAUGAGAAGCUUGGUGAUGGUCCUUUAAUUCUAAUCCGGAAUCUGAAGCUCUUCAUUCAUGGUUCCACAAUCACCCUUCAGAGGGGACUAAAGUGGCAGGCCACGGUGGAUGGACAGUUGUAUACCCUGCCAAUGAAUGCAGCUGAUGGGAAAUUCUGGAUCACCCAAGAAGGGAACAACAUCAUUAUUUCUACAACCUUUGGCCUCACAGUCCUAUAUGAUACUUCUUCAUAUAUUCAGGUUUCUGUGCCCAGUACUUACGUAGAUCGUAUGUGUGGCCUAGCUGGAAACUUCAAUGGGGAUCCAAAGGAUGACAUCAUGCUACCUAAUGGAAAACUCACUGAAAAUGUGGAAGAAUUUGUGGCUUCUUGGAAGGUCCCAGUGAAUGGUGUAAUUUGUUCUGAUGGCUGUGGGGACAGAUGUCCCAUCUGCAACAAAGCCCAGAAAACAAAAUAUGAAGCUGAGAACUUCUGUGGAAUGAUCCCAUCCAAGACAGUCUUCAAGCCUAUGUAG
Molecule: messenger RNA, 1941 nt
Organism: Thamnophis elegans (Western terrestrial garter snake)
Lineage: Eukaryota; Metazoa; Chordata; Lepidosauria; Squamata; Natricidae
Product: IgGFc-binding protein-like
Exons: 5
Coding region: 1-1941 (646 amino acids)
Source: RefSeq, a predicted model, not a curated record